Sphaerodactylus townsendi is the source of this 5249-nucleotide messenger RNA. RefSeq names its product gamma-aminobutyric acid type A receptor subunit alpha5 (gene GABRA5). Gene Ontology annotation, cellular component: GABA-A receptor complex; synapse; postsynapse. NCBI's taxonomy places the organism in Eukaryota, Metazoa, Chordata, Lepidosauria, Squamata, Sphaerodactylidae. The transcript has 11 exons. The record is from RefSeq and is a predicted model, not a curated record. Gene Ontology annotation, molecular function: GABA-gated chloride ion channel activity; benzodiazepine receptor activity; transmitter-gated monoatomic ion channel activity involved in regulation of postsynaptic membrane potential. The coding region runs from base 494 to 1873 and encodes 459 amino acids. Gene Ontology annotation, biological process: nervous system process; monoatomic ion transmembrane transport; synaptic transmission, GABAergic.
GGAGCAAGGAAAGGGCCCGGGGGGGUGGGGGGACGACGCCAGCAGCCUUGCAAGACAGGGGCUCCCUGGCGCUGAACCGCUGCCGCCCCGACACACUUCCCUUUUUUGACGCCGUGGGCGAAGAUGUGUUACUAACACAGUUGCUGGGAUCUGCAUGUUUUCAAUCGGCAGCCACGCAGGCAGAAAGCGAGCGGCGAGGGGAGAGGCGGCUGGCGAGGUGCUCCCGUCGCCCCAGCUUGGAGUUUGCCGGAGUUGAGUGCAUGGCAGGGGCAGAGAGGCUCGGGAGAGAACCAGGCGCUCGGUCGGCUUCAUUGCAGCGCGCGGGGCUCGGUGCGGUAGCAGCAACAGCGGCAGCAGCUUUAGCGGAGACUGCAAGACACCCGAAAGGCGCCGGCCGGGGCUGCAUGCGUGGAUCUUGCUGCGGCUUCAGAACAAAAGUGGCAAAAGAACACUCCUACAAAGUCAACUGCGCCUAGUAAUCAUUUCACUGGGAAUGGACAAUGGGAUGUGCUCUGAUUAUAUCAUGAUCAAAAACUGCUUCCUGCUCUGCAUUUUCAUGAGUUUGGCCAGCCAUUUUGGCUUCUCACAAAUGCCAACACCUUCAGGGAAAGAUGACAACAUCACCAUAUUCACCAGGAUCUUGGAUGGUCUCCUGGAUGGAUACGAUAACAGGCUUCGGCCAGGCUUAGGAGAAAGAAUCACUGAGGUGAAAACGGAUAUCUACGUCACUAGUUUUGGUCCAGUGUCAGAUACUGAAAUGGAAUACACAAUUGAUGUUUUCUUCCGACAAAGCUGGAAAGAUGAAAGACUUCGGUUUAAAGGGCCAAUGCAACGCCUCCCUCUUAACAAUCUCCUGGCCAGUAAGAUAUGGACUCCAGACACUUUUUUCCAUAAUGGUAAAAAAUCCAUCGCCCACAACAUGACCACCCCAAACAAGCUACUUCGGCUUGAGGAUGACGGGACUCUUCUAUAUACAAUGAGAUUGACCAUCUCUGCCGAAUGCCCCAUGCAGCUUGAAGACUUCCCUAUGGAUGCCCAUUCUUGUCCAUUAAAAUUUGGAAGCUAUGCUUAUCCCAAUUCUGAAGUGAUCUAUGUGUGGACUAACAGCGCUGAUACAUCUGUGGUGGUUGCAGAAGAUGGUUCAAGGCUUAACCAGUAUCACUUGAUAGGACAUAUUGCAGGAACUGAAAACAUCAGUACCAGUACCGGUGAAUACACUAUAAUGACAGCACACUUUCAACUGAAAAGGAAGAUUGGCUAUUUUGUUAUCCAGACUUACCUUCCAUGCAUUAUGACUGUGAUCUUAUCCCAGGUUUCCUUUUGGUUAAACAGAGAAUCUGUCCCUGCAAGAACAGUCUUUGGAGUCACUACAGUCCUUACAAUGACUACAUUAAGUAUCAGUGCUCGCAACUCUCUACCAAAAGUGGCCUAUGCUACGGCAAUGGACUGGUUUAUAGCUGUGUGCUAUGCCUUUGUGUUUUCUGCACUGAUUGAAUUUGCCACAGUCAACUAUUUCACAAAGAGGAGCUGGGCCUGGGAUGGCAAGAAAGCCCAGGAAGCUGCAAAAAUGAAGAAAAAAGAGCGUGAAUUAUUGGCAAACAAAGCCAUCAAUGCUUAUGCCUCUGGAAGAAUGACCCCCACCCGAAACAUACCAAAGGACUCCAGCCCUUCUGUUAUCUCCAAUUCAGCCUCCAUUCCUGUAAAACCUGUUGAGAAACCAGCUGAAAGCAAAAAGACCUAUAACAGCAUCAGUAAGAUUGACAAGAUGUCCCGAAUAGUGUUUCCUGUCUUGUUCGGAACUUUUAACUUAGUCUAUUGGGCCACAUAUUUGAACAGGGAACCUGUUAUUAAAGGUGCUGCUUCUCCAAAAUAAAUGGAAAGACUUCCACAUCAAGUGUGAGCCAUACUUGCAAAAACAAAUGCUACUGAGGAAAAUUUGAGGUUCCAAGACUUUUUUCAACCUUUGGGCAAUAUUCAUCAGGAAGUUUUUGCAUGUGUAUCGAUAUGUACAAAUAUUAUUGCCUUGAUUGUUUCUACAUGUAACCUCAGAUGUUUUGACAACUAAAUCAAGAGCAGCAGACACAAACCUUUGUAGGAAAAUGGAAGACAUGGAACUUCUAUGCUGCUGAGUGUCUUGCAUUGAUAGUUUACAAUGAAAUAGGGUAUAUUUUUUAACUGUUUGAGCAUAUUGCAUAUCUGCAGUUUUUUAUACUUUGAAUGUACAGUCAUGCAAAUGUGUGGGAACUGUAGACUCUGCAGUUGCAGAAAUGUUUAUGUAAGUUAUUUCAGAGUUUGUCAGCACUGGGCUAUUCUGGCCAGGAUCCAGAACAAUGCAAGCCCAGAAUGGUUGUGUGCAUGCAAAUGGAUGCGCAACACCUUUCAAACCCGACUACUCAGUAGCAGUUUUUUGGGUUAGGUCUUCACGGUAGUCCACACAUAUACACUAAUCCCUUGAAAAGUUGGAUGUGCAAAACAGUCAUCACAGAUCAGGCAUCAUAGGCACACUUCUUAUUUUGCUGCACAUCAACUUGUAGCACUUUUCAGAGAAGGCAAUUUACUGAGAAUCACUUGGAGUUACUAGCAAGUCUGGCCAAGGAGAACCCUCAUAUCUCUUUCCUCCAUUAUGUUUGCCAACACUCCAGUGUCUUUACAUAGGUUGUGCUUUUUUUUGCACUUGAACAGAAAGAGUAACUAAUCCCUGCUCUGCAGGUUUUUCGAAACUCUGGCGGAAUUAUUUCCUCUCACAAGAGUUCAGCCACCAUUUUGGUUGCCCUGGCAACAGGCAGCCAGAAAUUCUGUUGAGUUCUCAUGAGAAGGAAUCUUAUGUGAGACUGGGAACCAGUAUGCAGCCUGCUGUGCUGCUUUUAAAAAGGUCUGAAGGAACUGGGAGGUAAGUAUGAUUAUCUCUUCCAGGUCAUGGGCAAAGACAGCAGAUGGGCUGGCAGGUGGAAGGUUGCCAGACCUCAAAAUCUGUUGCCUGAGUCAAUCACCUCAGGUCGCUUCACAAUAGAACCAGGCCACAGAUUACAGAUUUAGAGACUGGCAUCUCUUGGCAAGUUCUACAUUUGUUGUCUAUAAUAUUUAUCAAUAUUUGGUGUUUAAAAUUACUAUAUGGUGUCCAUUAUUCACAAAGCUGGUGCUGCUAAAUGUAACAAAUGGAACUGGAAAAAAGUUGAAGGAGUAUCUGCCAGUCGCUGCAGCGACCCAUGUUGAGCAAUGUUAUCUUGCAUGUUUGAACUGACCCUUUCUUCUCCACCAGAAUAGUGUACUUGUUCAGGUUGUAGAAACCCAUAUGUAGUGACCUGUUUCAAUGCACAGAUUAUAUUCUCUUGAUUUCAGAUAUGCCUUUGCAUUUUGUACUAUAUGAGAGGAAAAAUCAAGCCACACUACAAACCCAAGAGCUGGCUGCCUCCUAACACUGGAAUCCUCAGGCAGCUUCAGUAAAUGGGACCAGCAAGCAGUGGUGGCCUUAAUCCACUACGUCCAAAGUAAAAAUUACUCCCUACCCAUUUCACGGAAAGCAAGAAAAUGGUGCCCUGAAAUGUGCCACCAACAGCAGACUUCUUUCACAUGGCUUCCAGUCUUGCCUAAAUGAGAUUUGUGUUAUUAUUGCUGUUACCUAUAUGCUUAAUGUUUUUUUUCCCUCUAGCCUAAUUACAAAGUUGACCUUAAUUCUGGUAGAGUCUCCUCUCCACAAAAGUACCACAACUUUCUCCUCAAUGCUAACCCAAUCUCUGUUUAGAAAUUCCUACAAAAUCAAAUUAUCCUUCUUGAUAGGAGGGGGGGAAAAACCAGCAGUGAUUAAUCCUUUAGUUAGCUAGUUUGUUUAUUUCAUUUAACUUUUGAUUAUAGCACUAUCAGAGAAAGACAAUGUCUUUUAUUCUAACUUAUCUAUUUCGAUUAUUUAUAAAUUGCUUUCCCUCACCUCCCCCUCAAAAAUAUCCUAAAAUUUAAAAAAAAUCAGUUGAAGAUCUCCAACCAAUUAAAAAAGCAAUAAAAUACCAUUAUAAUUAAAUGGUAUGAACGUACAUCAGCAUGAAUCACAACAGCAGCUUUAACUAUAACCAGCAACCCAAUGAUACGCAAAGCCAGUUGAACUUGAAACCUCCUACCUGUCAAGAAAAGUUACGUUUUCCAAAUUUCCUAUAGGAUGCGGCUAUUGAAAACUAUAUAUGAAAUUUGUCACCCAAGCACUCAGGUAAUAACACCACAAUUUUUAAAAAGUCACUCCCUCCCUGGUUUCCAGAAGUACUGGUGUCCUGGCCUAAAGAAUAGCUGAACUUAGCUAUUGUAAGAUCCCUGCAUCUAGGAGGGAUUAAAUGCUAAGCUGAAGUGUUCUAUCCAUGCCGCCUGAUAACAUAUUGUGAACACCAUCUUUAUUCACACUGCAUGUAACUCAAGAGUUACUCUCUAUACCAACUCCAUCUCAUCCAAUGGAAGAUGCACAAUAGUAGUGCCCUUGUUUGUCUCAUAUUCCAUCCUAGCGGAGCUGAUGUUGGAAAAAGUUCCUGGUAGAUGAAGGAUCUCUAAUUGCACAAACAAUGCCAUUGGCCCAGAUUCUCAACCACUGUAAUAUUCAUGGAGCCAUUUUAAUAUGCACUUGCUGAGAACCUGGUUCACUGAUUACUUGAAUAAUAAGGCCACUGCAUAACUCAUUAGGAAUAGCAGGAUUUUUGUCUUUCAGGGAAAAGUAUUCUUUGUUCAAAAUUCAAGCUAAUUUUUUUCCAGAUAAUUUUUCAAAAUAGAGAAAUGUAUUGCAUGAAGUUACCCUUUUAAAGUAGAAUAGAACCAAAAUAUGCCAGACUACAGUUAACUAUUCAUUUUCAUUAAAGGCAACAUGAACAGAUUUCUUCUUGAGAGGGAGAGUUGCCUGUUAAAUUACAAGUAAUCUGGUUCAAGUAAAUAAAGAGACACAGCUCAAACAGAAAGAGAAAUUCUGCUUCAUCAAAGCCAAUUGUUUCCAGUGACUAUCAAGUUUUGUUUAUUGCCAUUCCUUUUGGAAACUUUUGUUGUUGCUAAGGUGAGUUGUUUUGUUUUGUUUUGUUUCAGUGGUGAAUGACUUAAAAGUCUAUCAUGUGCAUACUUAUUUGAGAGCAACUUCCCCCAGUGAAUUAAGUGGGAUUUAUCUCUGAGUAAAUAUGCAUAGAUCAAGCUGCUAUGUUAUUUUUAGCAACCCCCGCCCCAAUUAGUGUUUAUUACUCAUUGCUUCCAGUGGCAUGUAGUUUUAUCUUGUGUUUACACAAAGAAUC